CGUGCUUUUCAGCCAGCCGCUAAAAGGAGGUACGUAGCCGCGUCGGUGCAGCGGGCGAUUCAUCGGGGAGGAGCUUGCAGCCGCGCUAAAGACGCAGCGAGAAAGCGAGGCGCGAAACGCUGCCGCCGCGGCUCCAAAAGGCUUAUUGACCGAGGGCCGCACCCCCCGCAGGUUGGACGUAAAGAUGCUGUCCGCAGCGGCGCGGAGUGCGCGGCGGGUGUCGCAGGUCGCGGCGCGACAUGCCUCGUCCCAGGGCAAGAUCGUCUCCGUCAUCGGCGCGGUCGUCGACGUGCAAUUCACCGGCGCCCUGCCCCCCAUCCUCAACGCGCUCGACGCGAAGAUGCCCGGCGGCGAACGACUCGUGCUGGAGGUCGCCCAGCACCUCGGCGAGAACACGGUGCGGACCAUUGCCAUGGACGCUACUGAGGGAUUAGUUAGAGGCCAGGACAUCGUGGACACGGGCGCUCCCAUUUCGAUUCCGGUCGGUCCUGAGUGCUUAGGAAGAAUUGUCAACGUCAUCGGCGACGCCGUCGACGACGCGGGCCCGGUGAAGACGAAGCAGCAGUUCCCCAUCCAUAGAGCGCCUCCGACGUUCGUCGAGCAGGGCAAGACGCAAGAAAUCCUGACCACGGGCAUCAAGGUUGUGGACCUGUUAGCCCCCUACGCGAAGGGCGGCAAGAUCGGGUUGUUUGGAGGCGCCGGCGUCGGCAAGACGGUCGUGAUCAUGGAGCUCAUCAACAACAUUGCCACCAAUCAUGGAGGGUAUUCCGUCUUUGCUGGAGUGGGAGAACGUACGAGAGAAGGUAAUGACCUCUACCACGAGAUGAUCGAGGGCGGCGUCAUCAAGAUUGGGGAAGGCCACGACACGACGGGCAGCAAGGCCGCUCUCGUGUACGGUCAGAUGAACGAGCCCCCGGGUGCUCGCGCGCGCGUCGCGCUGACGGGUUUGACGAUCGCCGAGUACUUCCGCGACGAGGAGGGCCAGGACGUGCUCUUCUUCGUGGACAACAUCUUCCGCUUCACGCAGGCCGGCGCGGAAGUGUCGGCGCUCUUAGGUCGCAUCCCGUCCGCGGUCGGCUACCAGCCCACGUUAGCUACGGACAUGGGCGGCUUGCAGGAGCGCAUCACGUCGACCACGAAAGGUAGUAUUACGUCGGUGCAGGCCGUCUACGUCCCGGCGGACGACCUGACGGAUCCCGCCCCCGCGACGACCUUCGCGCACUUGGACGCGCAGACCGUGCUCUCGCGCGACAUCGCUUCCCUGGGCAUCUACCCCGCCGUCGACCCCCUCGACUCCUCAAGCAGAAUGAUGGACCCGCGCAUCGUCGGCGACGAGCACUACUCGGUCGCCCGUAGUGUCCAGAAGCUGCUCCAGGACUACAAGUCGCUGCAGGACAUCAUCGCCAUCCUCGGCAUGGACGAGCUGUCCGAGGACGACAAGCUGACGGUCGCGCGCGCCCGAAAGGUGUCCAAGUUCCUCUCGCAGCCGUUCUCCGUCGCGGAGAUCUUCACGGGCUUCGCCGGCAAGUUCGUGCCCCUCGAGACGGCCAUCAAGGACUUCGGCGAGGUCCUCAACGGCGACUACGACGACCUCCCCGAGGCCGCCUUCUACAUGGUCGGCGGCAUCGACGACGUCGUCGAGAAGGCGAAGACCCUCUAGAAAGGCGCCCCCGUCCCCCCUAUCGCCGUCUUUCCCGAGACCACCUAAUAUAUAUAUAUUCCA
Messenger RNA from Pelagomonas calceolata, 1723 nucleotides. Lineage: Eukaryota; Pelagophyceae; Pelagomonadales; Pelagomonadaceae. The record is from the annotation of a GenBank genome assembly.